CUCCUCCUCCUCCUCCUCGCACUCUCUUCUCGCUCCUCGCCCCACUCUCGUUGCCCAGCCCCCCGUCGCAGCGCAGCCGGCGGGCGGCCAUGGCAGAAUUCUUCAGGUCAUUGAUCGUUACUACCAAGACAAUUGCUACGAUGAUACUUCAUCCCUCGCUUUGCCAGAUUGAGGAAUUGCUUGCAUGGAUGGAGUGCCCAAAUUGCAAAUACUGCAUUGAUAAUACUGAUGUUUUAUCACAGUGGCCAGGACUCCCUGCUGGUGUUAAGUUUGAUCCAACUGACCUUGAACUGCUUGAACAUUUAGAAGGAAAGGUUGGCAGGGCAGCAUCCCAUGUACUAAUAGGUGGUUUUAUUCCAACCAUAGAGGAGGCCGAAGGAAUCUGCUAUACACAUCCGGAAAAUCUCCCUGGUGUCAAAUUAGACGGAAUCGCCAGUCAUUUCUUCCACAAAAUAUCAAAUGCCUACGAUGUUGGCAAGCGUAAGCGUCGCAAGAUUAGCCACAGUGACCACACUGUUUGUGAUGAGAUUCUCAGAUGGCACAAGACUGGAAAAUCCAGAUCUAUCUUAGAUAGUAACGGUGUCAUAAAAGGGUGGAAAAAAAUACUUGUUCUUUACAUAGGUUCUCGGAAAGGAGGUGGCAAGACAGUAAAAACUAAUUGGAGAAUGCAUCAGUAUCACCUUGGGGUAGAUCAAGAUGAAAAGCAGGAGGAGCUUGUUGUUUCCAAAGUCUUUUAUCAGUUGGAGUCAAAUAAUGCUGGGGAAAAUGAUCCUACAACCCCGAUAACAUACCUUCCGCAGCCUCGUCGCCCAAAUGGUAGCCCAUCCACAACCGAGCAGAACCAGGAGGGAGAGUCCCGCAUGUCUACUGUCCGGGAAGCCGUGGAAUGGCUCGCUGGAAGCUCGUCGCAUACCGUGGAGGACGCAGUGGUGUCUGGCCUGGACGAAGACCUGUCACGCGGCAGAACCCCGGACGCCGCCUGCCCUGACCCUGAGGGGCAGCUUCUGCCUCUUGACGCGGAGGCGCCCCAGGGGUUCGCUGACGACCUCGGAGCGCCUCCGGAUAUCUCCCUUCCACCCCAGGACAUGCAGUUGGGGUCGCAGGAUAGCAUGGAGAUGUGGCUGGCCAGCGUGUUGACAGAGGAUGAUGAGGGGUUUGAAGUAGCGGCGCAACAAGAAGAGGCUGGUGGCUGGUUUUUCUCUUGAUGCAGCAUGGUGUAUCUCUGUGCCUGUGCGUGAGUGAUGGAUCUCCGAGAAAAUUUUGUAUAUGAUCCUGAGCUUACCAAUUGAACGCAGCUCGGCUAUGUUUAAUGUGUGUAGUGGUAGCAGGCAUUUGUUUUCAGAUGUGGGAGCACCGCUCCCAAUUUCAUGUCCAUGUUAGUCGGAAUGAUACUCUAUACAACAGUCAGUCCUUUGAAACUUGUCAAA
This is a messenger RNA of Hordeum vulgare subsp. vulgare (domesticated barley), 1427 nucleotides long. Its product is annotated as NAC domain-containing protein 73-like. Gene Ontology annotation, molecular function: transcription cis-regulatory region binding; DNA-binding transcription factor activity. The coding region runs from base 90 to 1205 and encodes 371 amino acids. The transcript is spliced from 6 exons. Lineage: Eukaryota; Viridiplantae; Streptophyta; Magnoliopsida; Poales; Poaceae. Gene Ontology annotation, biological process: regulation of DNA-templated transcription. The record is from RefSeq and is a predicted model, not a curated record. Gene Ontology annotation, cellular component: nucleus.